Messenger RNA from Triticum turgidum subsp. durum (durum wheat), 933 nucleotides. Lineage: Eukaryota; Viridiplantae; Streptophyta; Magnoliopsida; Poales; Poaceae. The record is from the annotation of a GenBank genome assembly.
AUGGACGAGGCAAGCUCCCACGCCGCCGCCAAGGCCGCGCCCGUGCGGGCUGUCGCCGUUUCCCGGGUUGCGCCGUCGGUGCUCGGGCAGGGGCAGCGCGGGGAACGCGUGAAACUUUCCUUCCUUGAUUCGUUGUGGGUCGUGCUGCCGCCGAUCCAGCGGGUGUUCCUGUACCAGCUUGGGGAGGAUGGCGGCAGUGACGACGGCUUCCAGGCUGUGGUCGAGCGACUCAAGCGCGCUCUCGCGGACACGCUGGCGCACUACCUGCCCCUGGCGGGGACGCUGGAGUACGUGGCGGAGACCGGGGACGCCUUCGUGGACUGCACCAACGCCGGGGUCGCCUUCAUCGAGGCCGAGGGCGGCAUGGAUGUGCAUCGUCUAGCUGGCGACGAGGCGCACGACACCCUCGCAUUCCUGAGCCUCGUGCCGGAGCUCGAUGCACGGGUGCUCCCGGCGCCCGUGCUGUCAGUACAGGCCACUCGUCUAAGCGGCGGCCUGGCGGUCGGCCUGUCUGUGCACCACGCAGUAGCCGACGGACGCGCCGUGUGGCGAUUCAUGGAGGCUUGGUCUUCCGCUGCCCGCGAGGGCUCCCCAGUCACCAAGGUCCUCGGCCCGCCACACUACAGCCGCGACGUCAUCUCACACCCGAACGCCGACGAGCUCGCCCGCGAGAUGCUAAAGACCGUCGCGCCCAAUCUCCCAAAGGUGAGGGGGCAGUACGACUUCAGCCAGCGGUUCCUGCUGGCGCGCCGAACGUUCUACCUCGGCGCCGACGAGAUCCGGUCGCUUAGGCGGCGGAUCGACGACCUCGCCUCCGCCGAGUCUACUGCCGCCGUGACAGCUGGUACUGCGAACACCGGCGACGAGGACGGCAAAGAUGACAAGCGGAAACAUGUGUCUGGUGUUAUAUUGAAAUGGAGGAUGAGGUAUUAG